Molecule: messenger RNA, 385 nt
Organism: Neltuma alba
Lineage: Eukaryota; Viridiplantae; Streptophyta; Magnoliopsida; Fabales; Fabaceae
Product: auxin-induced protein 15A-like
Exons: 1
Coding region: 43-291 (82 amino acids)
Biological process (GO): response to auxin
Source: RefSeq, a predicted model, not a curated record
AUUAUUGAUCUUUUCUACUUCACCAAAUAGAAAUUCAAAACGAUGGGUUUUCAUUUGCCCAGUAUUCGAAGGCGUGGGGAUGUCCCAAAGGGCCAUGUUGCAGUGUAUGUAGGAGAGAACCGAAAGAAGAGGUUUGUGAUUCCAAUAUCAUACUUGAACCAUCCUUCAUUUCAAGAAUUAUUGAGUCAAGCUGAAGAAGAAUUUGGUUUUGAUCAUCCGAUGGGUGGCCUAACAAUUCCUUGUGCUGAAGAUAUCUUCCUAGAUCUCACUUCCCGCUUGUGUAGGUCAUGAAGAGACCGGGAAUCUGAAAAACUAACAAGGACUAACAGUAUUGUAAAUCUUUCUUCUCAUUCUUUUUUGUCCCUUCCUGGGAAAUAGAAAAAUG